GCUGUGUUGAAUCAGUACGUUGACUGCUGUACGCCCGGUAUCCUUAUGCUCAUACCGGUACUUUUCAUAAGAUAUUUAAGUAGUUAGACGCUCUUUUUGCUUUUACGAUGAUAUGUGUAAGCGGACUUUCUGUGGCGCUGGCCCUCGCGCUCGUGCCGAGCUUCAGUGAUGCUUUGAAAGAUGGAGAAUGUGAUGUUUGUGUGGGAUUUCUGGAACGCUUUUACCAGACGCUACAAGACAAUGAUGUUAAAUUCAACAGUGACUCUAUUGAAAAAGCUCUUCUAAAAGCUUGCAAAGAUGCCAAAGGGAAAGAAAACCGCUUUUGUUAUUAUAUAGGUGCAACAAGCGAUGCAGCUACAAAAAUGACUAAUGAAGUUUCCAAACCCAUGAGUUACCACAUGCCAGCAGACAAGAUCUGCGAAAAACUCAAAAAGAAAGACACCCAAAUUUGUGAACUGAAAUAUGAUAAACAAGUUGACUUGAGCACGGUCGACCUCAAGAAGCUGAAAGUGAAAGAUCUGAAGAAAAUUUUGGAGGAAUGGGGAGAGUCCUGCAAAGGAUGUGCGGAGAAAUCUGACUUCAUCCGCAAGAUCAAUGAGCUCAUGCCCAAAUACGCACCUAACGCGGCCAAGGCAAGGACAGAUCUGUAAACACGCACUUAAUAAUGGGACCCAAGGCAGUGGCCAAAACCGUUUAGGGUGGAAGGUUCGGCUAACUGACCACCUAACAGUGGGGGUUUGCAUUGUGCUGUCACUUUACCAUGCUCUCCUGGGGUCAACAUCGUGAAUUCAAGCAAACACAUUACCAGGCAAAUACAACUUUUCAUUUAUAACCUGUGACACAGGCUCGAUGAGAUCCACCACGACCUGCAUUUACCUCCAGAUGUUAUGGUAUCAUUUGACACACUUUGCAUAGUUUGAAUAUAUAAAUAGAUUGUUUUUGAGGGGAUUGGCUUUACUAGUUGACUCGUAUUAAAUGACAUGCACGGUAAGAGUCUUGCCUUCAAGACCUGUGGGUCAGUUUGAAUGGACUUUGCUGUAAAAUGUGUUUAAUAUGGUUAUACUCAUUUUUUCAUUAAAAGAUGAAAAAUA
Molecule: messenger RNA, 1091 nt
Organism: Triplophysa dalaica
Lineage: Eukaryota; Metazoa; Chordata; Actinopteri; Cypriniformes; Nemacheilidae
Gene: manf
Product: mesencephalic astrocyte-derived neurotrophic factor
Exons: 4
Coding region: 108-650 (180 amino acids)
Biological process (GO): dopaminergic neuron differentiation; neuron projection development
Cellular component (GO): endoplasmic reticulum
Source: RefSeq, a predicted model, not a curated record